CAAAUUCGUGUAGCGAAAAAUAUUCUCAAAGCGUCUACAUUUAAAAAAACAACGAUGGUUCACAAAAUUAAACUUUCGAAUAAUGACAAUUUCGAUGAAAGCAUCGAUAAAAUCGUAAAAGAACACGAAGGACAAAAAAUUUACGUGUUGUUUUUUGGACAAUGGUGUCCUGAUUGUAUAAAUGCUGACCCUCUGAUCAAUAAAUAUAUCGAGAUGGAAACUGACUGUGUAUUUGUCGAGGCUUCCGUUGGUACAAAAUAUGAGUAA
Messenger RNA from Scutellospora calospora, 267 nucleotides. Lineage: Eukaryota; Fungi; Glomeromycota; Glomeromycetes; Diversisporales; Gigasporaceae. The record is from the annotation of a GenBank genome assembly.